Messenger RNA from Drosophila bipectinata, 768 nucleotides. RefSeq lists its product as uncharacterized. The record is from RefSeq and is a predicted model, not a curated record. Lineage: Eukaryota; Metazoa; Arthropoda; Insecta; Diptera; Drosophilidae.
CAAGAUGACUCAAUUCCGUUCCAAGAAGCCCGUUUGGCUGUUUUUGAAGUUGAUAGAGUUCUUCCUGAGCGUGGGAUGUUGCUACAUGCACUACUACUGCCUAACGACCCAGAACCUUUCGCACAUGUUCCUGCUGUGCGGCACUUACGGUGGCUCCUCGAUAAUCUGUUUUCUGUUCGUGGUCGGAGUGUUCUACGCCGAGAAGCCGGCGAUGAGACAUGAGGCUGCCUUCUCAGCCUUUUUGGGCACCAUGUUUCUGUUGACCUCUUUCGCCCAAAUGCACAUGGCAACAAAGGGUCAAUUUGCGUCGAAGCACUGGGCAGGAUUCUAUGAAUGCUGCCGGGAUAACUCUUUGAUUGCCUUCUAUGCCGCCGCCAUAUUCUUCAUACACUGUUCGUUUGCUCUGGAUCUGAUGUACAGUCACCGGCGCGGGCAUUUUCAUCCGUUGAGGAGCCAACGGCCACUCCGACUAUACUUUCUUAGUCCGGGCGUCGAGUCAUAUCUAAGCCGGUUUAAGUGGUUCAGACGGAUCUCUUCCCAGCUACUGGACAGCUCACACGGUUCGUUCUCUACAUUUCACCGAAGCUCAGAUGAAGAAUCUGAUUCAGAUGAGGAACUAAGAGAACGAGCUCCAAGCGUACGCCGUGGGACGGACAGAUUAUAUCAACGGGAACCGUCGCUUACUACUUAAUAAUUUAACAAAUUCUCCAUAUAUUUGUACUUUAAAUUUCAUAUUAUAAUGUUUCAUUUUUAAACGAAAUAACGUGA